GGGCGGUAAAUGACCAAGCAGGGGGGGAGUGGGCCGGAGGAUGGCAGGGAGGAGAUGGGCGACGUUCCCGACGCAGACGGGGCACGCGCGGCCGAUGGAAUUCCGUCGGGCAUGCGCCCACACCACAGUGUCCCGUCUUGCGCGCGUCGGUACUCACCCACAGACGAUCAAGACGCCAAUGCUCGCAGCGCAUCUCGUCAGCCGCAUACCUCCUCCAGCCUGUCUGCCAUCCUCCUAGGAUCCGUCAGACGACCCGCGUACGGACAAGUGAAGAUCCCGUUCAACUAUUCCAACCCGACAGAACCACAGCACUCAAGCCUUCGAUACGAGCAGUCCACUUCCACGCAGCAUACGAGAGCGCGCACGGCGGACCCAGGCGCGCCGCCAAUGACUGCGCGCCUCGUCUGCCCAUGCCCCUCCCGGCGUACGAGCUGGCGUCCGCAUGUGAUCGGCCUUGCCUACAAGCAGUCCAGCACCACCAUCCGACAUCCAGUCACUGUUCCGUCCACGCGAUCCACUUCUACAGAACCAUACGAGGGUACGCGCGGUGGUAGGUGGUACGGAGAGGCUUCGGCCAGGACGUACCCGGUGAGGGACGGCCCGCCCUCACCAGCCACACCGCGCGCGGGGGUCACCGCCGUGUUUAGCCUGGGCCCGGGCUAUUCGCGUGCGUACCUAUGCACUUCCCUGCAUCCCACACUCUCAGCGCUCGGAUACGCCGACCAGGACAACUCGACAUUGCAAGUUCGGGAGCUUCGUUCGCGUCGACCUGAAGGACCUGUGAAAGUCAAACCCCCUCCCAUUCUCAAAGUCAAGCUGUUACCUCUCCCUCGUGCCAACAUGCGCUCAUUCAAGACCUUCAAGGCCAUGCUGAGGAUGUGCAAGGCUAAGGGUGUUACAUGCCCGACUUCUUGCGCGUGCCCCAACAAAAAGGGAGAGCCCGUGCCUGAUGUACUCGCGAUUCCGUUGGACUGUCCCCUUGCACUUGUAACGUCUCCCUCUGGCCCUACUCCGGCUCCUUUAUCCUCCGAGUCGCCCACCUCAAACCUCAGCAGUCCCACGGCUGCCGUUCCACCAUCCCCUCGUAUGACAGCCGAGGAAUUCAAGGAGCUCUGCGAAAGUAACGAACGCCGGAGGGUCAGGGUCGCAGCCUUGGAGGCGGUAUGCCGUCCCGAGACCGUACGCAUAGUCCCAGAAGCGAAGCUCGUGGUGGCGAAAUUUGAAGCUGAGAUUGCCGAGAUAAGAGCGUCCAUCCGUCAAAGAGAAAACAAGAUGCAGUCGAUGCUGAUGUGGGAGCUUAUGGACAGUUAUGAGUGUCCGCUUCCAUCAUUCGAAAGCCAGUACAAUAUCGUUCGCGUCCAAUGA
Molecule: messenger RNA, 1365 nt
Organism: Gloeophyllum trabeum ATCC 11539
Lineage: Eukaryota; Fungi; Basidiomycota; Agaricomycetes; Gloeophyllales; Gloeophyllaceae
Exons: 6
Coding region: 10-1365 (451 amino acids)
Source: RefSeq, a predicted model, not a curated record